CUGUUCAUCUUUGAUGGUCUGGAUGAAAGUCGAUUUACUCUGGAUUUCAAGAACAAUCCGAUCCUGACUGAUGUUACAGAGUCCAGCUCAGUGGAUGUUCUGGUGACAAACCUCAUCAGGAGGAAACUGCUUCCCUCUGCUCUCCUCUGGAUAACCACACGACCUGCAGCAGCCAAUCAGAUUCCUGUUGAGUGUGUUGACAUGGUAACAGAGGUCAGAGGGUUCACUGACCCCCAGAAGGAGGAGUACUUCAGGAAGAGAUUCAGAGAUGAUGAAGAGAAGGCCAGCAGGAUCAUCUCCCACAUCCAGAAAUCAAAAAGUCUCCACAUCAUGUGUCACAUCCCAGUUUUCUGCUGGAUCACUGCUAAAGUUCUGGAGGAUGUGAUGAAGACCAGAGAGGGAGAAAAACUGCCAAAGACUCUGACUGAGAUGUACAUAGCAUUCCUGGAGGUUAACUUCGCAAUCAAGAAGGAAAAGUAUGAUGGAGGAAAAAAGACAAGAUCAAUCUGGAGUCCAGAGAACAAGAAGCUGAUUGAGUCUCUAGGAAAACUGGCUUUUGAGCAGCUGCUGGAGGGAAACCUGAUCUUCUAUGACGAAGAGCUCAAAAAGUGCGGCAUCAACAUCAAAGAUGCUGCGUUGUUCUCAGGAGUGUUCACUGAAAUGUUUAAAAGAGAGAGAGGGACGUGCGACAUCUCCGUCUACUCCUUUGUUCAUCUGAGCAUCCAGGAGUUUCUGGCUGCAGUCUACAUGCUCCACUGUUUCACCAGCAGGAAGUCAGAGGUGAUCAAGACGUUUCUGGGAGAAAAAUACAGAGAAACAUCUCUAGAUGAGUUCAUGAAGGAAGUCAUGGAGAAAUCCCUCAGCAGUAAAAAUGGCCACCUGGACCUGUUUGUCCGCUUCCUUCAUGGUCUCACUGUGGAGUCCAACCAGAGACUCUUAGAAGAUCUGCUGGGUCAGACAGAGAACAGUCCAGAAACCAUCCAGAGAAUCAUCACCAACCUGAAGGAGAUGAACACUGAUAGAAUCUCUACUGACAGAAGCAUCAACAUCUUCUACUGUCUGGUGGAGAUGAACGACGUCUCAUUUUAUCAGGAGAUCCAACGGCUGCUGGAUUCAGGGAAGAAGCUCUCAGAGACUGACUGUUCAGCUCUGGCCUUCAUGCUGCAGAUGUCAGAGGUUCUGGAUGAGUUGGACCUGGAGAAGUACAACACAUCACCAGAUGGACGACGGAGACUGGUUCCAGCUGUGAGGAACUGCAGA
Xiphophorus hellerii (green swordtail) is the source of this 1260-nucleotide messenger RNA. RefSeq names its product NLR family CARD domain-containing protein 3-like. The annotation marks the transcript as partial. The record is from RefSeq and is a predicted model, not a curated record. The transcript has a single exon. Lineage: Eukaryota; Metazoa; Chordata; Actinopteri; Cyprinodontiformes; Poeciliidae.